Molecule: messenger RNA, 2350 nt
Organism: Alligator mississippiensis (American alligator)
Lineage: Eukaryota; Metazoa; Chordata; Crocodylia; Alligatoridae
Exons: 4
Coding region: 173-2350 (725 amino acids)
Biological process (GO): G protein-coupled receptor signaling pathway
Cellular component (GO): membrane
Molecular function (GO): G protein-coupled receptor activity; olfactory receptor activity
Source: RefSeq, a predicted model, not a curated record
GGACGGGGCGAACCAGACGCAGGUGACAGAGUUCGUCUUCCUGGGCUUCUCCCGCGUCCUGCAGGGCCAGGCCUUCGUCUUCCUGGCCUUCCUCGCCAUCUACCUCAUCACCCUGCUGGGGAACUGCCUGAUCCUCACCCUCAUCGUGCUGGAUCCCCAGCUGCACAGCCCCAUGUACUUCUUCCUCGGCCACCUCUCCUUCCUGGACAUGAGCUACUCCUCUGUCACCGUGCCCAAGAUCCUCGUUAACUUUGUACGCCAGCGAGAGACCAUCUCCUACCGGGAGUGCAUGGCACAGAUGUUCUUCCUCAUGACCUGCGCAGGAACGGAGUGUGCGCUGCUCACCGUCAUGGCCUUUGACCGGUACGCGGCCAUCUGCAAACCCCUGCACUACACCCGCAUCAUGAGCAAGAAGGUGUGUGUCUCACUGGCCACGGCCUGCUGGCUCUGGGGCAUCCUUGCCUCGGCCAUCCACACCUUCCUGGCCACCGACGUCUCCUUCUGUGGAGACAACCAGAUCCACCACAUCUUCUGCGACGUCCCUCCCCUGCUGAAGAUCGCCUGCAGCGACACCUACAUCAACGUAAUUGCUCUUCAUGCUGCCACUGUCUUUGUGGGCUUGAGCCCAUUUCUGCUCGUCCUCAUCUCGUACCUCUACAUCCUGGCGGCCAUCCUCCGCAUGCACUCCAGAAUGGGCAGGGGCAAAGCCUUCUCUACCUGCACCUCCCACCUGGUCGUGGUCAUCAUCUACUUUGGGAUGGCCAACCUGAACUACAACCGGCCCAGCACCGGCUAUUCCCUGGAGGUGGACACGCUGAUCUCCACACUCUACUGCAUCAUCACCCCCAUGCUCAACCCCCUCAUCUACAGCCUCCGCAACCAGGACGUGAGGGGGGCCUUGAAGAAGGUGCUUGGGUACAAGAGGAGGGACUGUGUUUCCACACAUGGGGAAUCAGGGCCAGAUUCUGGGUGGUUGUGGCGGGACAAGGAGUAUGGACAUCUGUGCAUUUGGCCUUCUGAAAUGGCAGCAAAAAAGGCAACGUCUGUGUCCACCUUUAUGGAGAACGUGACCCUCUCCGGGAAUGGGAGCUUGCAGAAGAAGGGCCUCUCCAUGGAGGGCGCCCCUCACGUCCUGGUUGCGGAGGCUGUAGAUGAGGGGGUUGAGCAUGGGGGUGAGGAUGCAGUACAGUGUGGAGACAAGCGUGUCCACCUCCGAAGAGUAGCCACUGCUGGGCCGGUUGUAGUUCAGGUUCGCCAUCCCAAAGUAGAUGGUGACCACGACCAGGUGGGAGGUGCAGGUGGAGAAGGCUUUGCGCCUGCCCGUGUUGGAGCAGAUGCGGAGGAUGGCCAGCAGGAUGUAGAGGUAGCUGCCACCGGCCCCAUGGACGGGGCGAACCAGACACAGGUGACAGAGUUCAUCUUCCUGGGCUUCUCCCACAUCCUGCAGGGCCAGGCCUUCCUCUUCCUGGCCUUCUUGACUGUCUACCUCAUCACGCUGCUGGGGAACUGCCUGAUCCUCACCCUCAUCGUGCUGGAUCCCCAGCUGCACAGCCCCAUGUACUUCUUCCUCGGCCACCUCGCCUUCCUGGACAUGUGUUACUCCUCCGUCACGCUGCCCAAGAUCCUCAUCAACUUUGUACGCCAGCAAGAGACCAUCUCCUACCGGGAGUGCAUGGCACAGAUGUUCUUCCUCAUAAUCUGCACAGGGACAGAGUGUGCACUGCUGACCGUCAUGGCCUUUGACCGGUAUGCGGCCAUCUGCAAACCCCUGCACUACACCCGCAUCAUGAGUAAGAAGGUGUGUGUCCCACUGGCCACAGCCUGCUGGCUCUGGGGCAUCCUGAACUCAACUAUGCACACCUCCCUGGCCACCGACGUCUCCUUCUGUGCAGCCAACCAGAUCCACCACAUCUUCUGCGACGUCCCUCCUCUGCUGAAGAUCGCCUGCAGCGACACCUACAUCAACGAGAUGGCUCUUCAUGCUGCCAGUGUCUUCGUGGGAUUGAUCCCAUUUCUGCUCAUUCUCAUCUCAUACACCUACAUCCUGCUGGCCAUCCUCCGCAUCCGCUCCAACACGGGCAGGCGCAAAGCCUUCUCCACGUGUGCCGCACACCUGGUCGUGGUCAUCAUGUACUUUGGGAUGGCCAUCCUGAAUUACAACAAGCCCAGCGCUGGCUACUCCCUGGAGGUGGACACGCUGGUCUCUGCACUGUACUGCAUCCUCCCCCCCAUGCUCAACCCCCUCAUCUACAGCCUCCGCAACCAGGACGUGAAGGGCGCCCUGAGGAGGGCUCUGGGGCACCAUGAGAAGGACAAUGCAUCCCCACAUGCACAGCCAGGUGUGGACUAA